AUGGGCCUAGACCGGCCCAUUUGGGCGCGUGAAGCUCACCACGACUCGCGACGUUUCGACUUCUCGAGGAAAACCAAGACCGAACAACGAUUUUUAUUUUACGUGUACACGUUUCCUUCCAUCUUCUUGUGUGUGUGUGUUUUCCAGGUUGAACAUCGAAAUGAUAAUGAAAAUCACUCUUUGUUGAGGUUCAAUUCAUUGUGGGAGGAAGCUUAUCGCCAUGACUCUCUUCUUGUUUUCUCAACGGGAAGAGCAAAAACAAUGUACAAGAAACUGAGGAAAGCGAGACCACUGUUAACUCCUGAUGUUAUCGUUACCUCUGUAGGAACUGAGAUAUCAUAUGGUAAAUCAAUGGUUCCCGAUGAGAACUGGGUUGAGAUCAUGAACAAUAAAUGGAACCGAGGAAUCGUCGAAGAAGAAACCCGCAAGUUCCCUGAGUUAACUCUUCAGGCAGAAACUGAGCAGAUGCCUCACAAGCUUAGCUUUCACGUUGACAAAAGUAAAGUCAAGGAAGUGACCAAGGAGCUAUAUCAACGGUUGGAGAAACGCGGGUUGGAGAUCAAAAUAAUCUUCAGUGGAGGAAUAGCUUUAGAUGUUUUGCCAAAAGGUGGAGGAAAAGGACAAGCUCUUUCUUUAUCUGAUCCUGCUGGCGUCUUUGUUCAUCCAUCUGGUGCUGAAAAAUCACUCAGAGGCACUAUUGACGAGCUUUGGAAGUACCAUGGGGACAAAAAAGACAAGAAGUUCCGGGUUUGGAUAGAUCAGGUUCUGGCAACAGAAACUACUCAUGGGACUUGGAUUGUAAAACUUGAUAAAUGGGAACAAACUGGGAAUGAAAGGAAAUGCUGCACAACAACCGUCAAAUUCACCUCAAAGGAAAAUGAAGGGUUUGUGUGGGAAAAUGUGCAGCAAACAUGGUCGGAGGAAUCAGAGGUGAAAGAUGAUAGCACCUGGAUAAUCUGAACGGCUAUUAUCUUUUUGGCUUUUACCAUAAAGCAUCUUAUUAUUGGUUGAAUAAAACUUGCAUUCAAAAGUGUCAUUUUAUGCGUUUUGGAAUCACCUAUGUAUUGCCACAAAAUAAAAAGAACAUGUAUUAUGGUUCGUUCGGUACAGUAUAUUCCAAAAUCUUACUAUUCUAUGAUUUAAUAAUGUUACUUAUCAGUAAUCAUAA
Molecule: messenger RNA, 1168 nt
Organism: Brassica napus (rape)
Lineage: Eukaryota; Viridiplantae; Streptophyta; Magnoliopsida; Brassicales; Brassicaceae
Product: probable sucrose-phosphatase 1
Exons: 7
Coding region: 1-960 (319 amino acids)
Biological process (GO): sucrose biosynthetic process
Molecular function (GO): magnesium ion binding; sucrose-phosphate phosphatase activity
Source: RefSeq, a predicted model, not a curated record